UGGAGGACCAUGAUGGUGGCGAGGAUGGGGAAAAUUGGCGAGGUUAAAAGAAGAGGAGUCAUCGACUGGGGCUGUAGGAAGAGUGACAGAGGGUGAGUUGGGUUUGGAGCGGGCAAGGAGGAUUUGGAAAGUAGAACAGGACUGGCAGAGAGAAGGGUGGCUAUGGAGAGUGAAGAAAGCCUGAACAUAAGGAAUCUCGGACCACUUCCCAUUGCAGUGGCAAAAGUUGUCUAAGUCUUUAAGGACAUUGAAAUCGAAAGUGCCAUUUUCGGGCCAUUGGGAGCUAUUGUCUAACCUGUAUUGAGGCCAGACAGUAUUACAGUAGAAAAGCAGCUUCUUAGGACAGACCUCUGAAUGGAGGCCGAGGGCAUUGAGGUUGCAUAGAAGACACCCAAGGGGGGUGGUCUUAGGAAGCGUAGAAUGAGAAGCUCCUAUGGUGAAUGGAGUGGGGCAGGCAGUGGAAGGAGAGACUGCCGGUCAACAAGGAUGGUGGGAGAGGGCGUCCUGUGUCCCGCAAGCCCUGUCUGGAAUAGAGGAGGUAGCCACUGAGACAGGCGUCCCUGAAAUGGAGGAACCGGAGGCCUGGAGGCCAGAGGAAGCCCUUGGCCCAGCGCUGGGUCUUUCGGGAAUUCAGAGACGGUCAAGGAUUCUGGGUCUUGUAGCUUCAAUGAGCAUGGCUACCACCUCUUCCAGGCUAUGCGGCUUGGGGUUGAGGAGAUAAACAACUCCACGGCCCUGCUGCCCAACAUCACCCUGGGGUACCAGCUGUAUGAUGUGUGUUCUGACUCUGCCAAUGUGUAUGCCACGCUGAGAGUGCUCUCCCUGCCAGGGCAACACCACAUAGAGCUCCAAGGAGACCUUCUCCACUAUUCCCCUACGGUGCUGGCAGUGAUUGGGCCUGACAGCACCAACCGUGCUGCCACCACAGCCGCCCUGCUGAGCCCUUUCCUGGUGCCCAUGAUUAGCUAUGCGGCCAGCAGCGAGACGCUCAGCGUGAAGCGGCAGUAUCCCUCUUUCCUGCGCACCAUCCCCAAUGACAAGUACCAGGUGGAGACCAUGGUGCUGCUGCUGCAGAAGUUCGGGUGGACCUGGAUCUCUCUGGUUGGCAGCAGUGACGACUAUGGGCAGCUAGGGGUGCAGGCACUGGAGAACCAGGCCACUGGUCAGGGGAUCUGCAUUGCUUUCAAGGACAUCAUGCCCUUCUCUGCCCAGGUGGGCGAUGAGAGGAUGCAGUGCCUCAUGCGCCACCUGGCCCAGGCCGGGGCCACCGUCGUGGUUGUUUUUUCCAGCCGGCAGUUGGCCAGGGUGUUUUUCGAGUCCGUGGUGCUGACCAACCUGACUGGCAAGGUGUGGGUCGCCUCAGAAGCCUGGGCCCUCUCCAGGCACAUCACUGGGGUGCCCGGGAUCCAGCGCAUUGGGAUGGUGCUGGGCGUGGCCAUCCAGAAGAGGGCUGUCCCUGGCCUGAAGGCGUUUGAAGAAGCCUAUGCCCGGGCAGACAAGAAGGCCCCUAGGCCUUGCCACAAGGGCUCCUGGUGCAGCAGCAAUCAGCUCUGCAGAGAAUGCCAAGCUUUCAUGGCACACACGAUGCCCAAGCUCAAAGCCUUCUCCAUGAGUUCUGCCUACAACGCAUACCGGGCUGUGUAUGCGGUGGCCCAUGGCCUCCACCAGCUCCUGGGCUGUGCCUCUGGAGCUUGUUCCAGGGGCCGAGUCUACCCCUGGCAGCUUUUGGAGCAGAUCCACAAGGUGCAUUUCCUUCUACACAAGGACACUGUGGCGUUUAAUGACAACAGAGAUCCCCUCAGUAGCUAUAACAUAAUUGCCUGGGACUGGAAUGGACCCAAGUGGACCUUCACGGUCCUCGGUUCCUCCACAUGGUCUCCAGUUCAGCUAAACAUAAAUGAGACCAAAAUCCAGUGGCACGGAAAGGACAACCAGGUGCCUAAGUCUGUGUGUUCCAGCGACUGUCUUGAAGGGCACCAGCGAGUGGUUACGGGUUUCCAUCACUGCUGCUUUGAGUGUGUGCCCUGUGGGGCUGGGACCUUCCUCAACAAGAGUGACCUCUACAGAUGCCAGCCUUGUGGGAAAGAAGAGUGGGCACCUGAGGGAAGCCAGACCUGCUUCCCGCGCACUGUGGUGUUUUUGGCUUUGCGUGAGCACACCUCUUGGGUGCUGCUGGCAGCUAACACGCUGCUGCUGCUGCUGCUGCUUGGGACUGCUGGCCUGUUUGCCUGGCACCUAGACACCCCUGUGGUGAGGUCAGCAGGGGGCCGCCUGUGCUUUCUUAUGCUGGGCUCCCUGGCAGCAGGUAGUGGCAGCCUCUAUGGCUUCUUUGGGGAACCCACAAGGCCUGCGUGCUUGCUACGCCAGGCCCUCUUUGCCCUUGGUUUCACCAUCUUCCUGUCCUGCCUGACAGUUCGCUCAUUCCAACUAAUCAUCAUCUUCAAGUUUUCCACCAAGGUACCUACAUUCUACCACGCCUGGGUCCAAAACCACGGUGCUGGCCUGUUUGUGAUGAUCAGCUCAGCGGCCCAGCUGCUUAUCUGUCUAACUUGGCUGGUGGUGUGGACCCCACUGCCUGCUAGGGAAUACCAGCGCUUCCCCCAUCUGGUGAUGCUUGAGUGCACAGAGACCAACUCCCUGGGCUUCAUACUGGCCUUCCUCUACAAUGGCCUCCUCUCCAUCAGUGCCUUUGCCUGCAGCUACCUGGGUAAGGACUUGCCAGAGAACUACAACGAGGCCAAAUGUGUCACCUUCAGCCUGCUCUUCAACUUCGUGUCCUGGAUCGCCUUCUUCACCACGGCCAGCGUCUACGACGGCAAGUACCUGCCUGCGGCCAACAUGAUGGCUGGGCUGAGCAGCCUGAGCAGCGGCUUCGGUGGGUAUUUUCUGCCUAAGUGCUACGUGAUCCUCUGCCGCCCAGACCUCAACAGCACAGAGCACUUCCAGGCCUCCAUUCAGGACUACACGAGGCGCUGCGGCUCCACCUGACCAGUGGGUCAGCAGGCACGGCUGGCAGCCUUCUCUGCCCUGAGGGUCGAAGGUCGAGCAGGCCGGGGGUGUCCGGGAGGUCUUUGGGCAUCGCGGUCUGGGGUUGGGACGUGUAAGCGCCUGGGAGAGCCUAGACCAGGCUCCGGGCUGCCAAUAAAGAAGUGAAAUGCG
Molecule: messenger RNA, 3159 nt
Organism: Homo sapiens (human)
Lineage: Eukaryota; Metazoa; Chordata; Mammalia; Primates; Hominidae
Gene: TAS1R1
Product: taste 1 receptor member 1
Exons: 6
Coding region: 697-2988 (763 amino acids)
Biological process (GO): sensory perception of taste; sensory perception of umami taste; detection of chemical stimulus involved in sensory perception of taste
Cellular component (GO): plasma membrane; membrane
Molecular function (GO): G protein-coupled receptor activity; taste receptor activity
Source: RefSeq, a predicted model, not a curated record